CCCAUUCAAUAUCGAGCUUCCAAUUCUUUACCACAUUCUUCCGGGCAUUCAAAACAUACUAGAGCUUUGGUAUCCCUACAUCAUCGAAAGCGAUGGAUAGCAAAUUUGGCAGAUCUCUCUCGUCAGCCCUCUUCACCUUCAUUGUUGGCCAGGGAAGGAAGGAGAUUACUGUGCACUCCGCCCCCCUCGCCGACCUGUCGCCCACGCUCGACAGCCUCAUGAAUGGUGGAAUGCUUGAGGCAAAGCUUCGUCAAGCCGACUGGUCGGAGGUUGUCGAGGAAGAUACAUUCGUCAGGCUGUGUGAAUACGCCUAUCGGGGUGAUUACAAGCCACCGCGAUGUGUGGAUAGAGGAGCAACGUUGGAUAACCCAGACGCCAACGCUGAAUCUGAAGAACCCGCUCGGGGUCAUUUGACAUCGGCCGCAAAGAAAAAGUCAAAGAAGGGAAGGGUCAAGAGGAACCAUAUACGAGACGAUAUCCCGGCACCCCAACCCGUGGAAGACGCUGCGGCGGACUCAAUAGAGGAACCAGCGGCCGCCGAGCCAGAGCCCGUGCCUGAGGAGGAGGAGCCUUAUGAUUCUUUCAACGGGCACAUCUUACCCUAUAGGGAGAAGAGCAUCUGGAGCCGACACCUUAAAGACAGGUUCGAAAAUCUCAAUCAACUAUAUGCAAACGCAUAUAACAGCGCCCUACCCUUGCAGAAAGUCGAGUUUGCUCCCAAGGGGAAUUCUGACCCUCAGGAGGAUUUCGCGCCUGUUUUCCUCGGACAUGCAAAGCUAUACAUAUUGGCUGAUACGUACAAUAUUCCCUCUCUCGCAGCGCUGGUACUGCAAAAGCUGGCAAUAACGCUAGGGGAUUUCAAAUUGAGUGAAGAUAACAUAAGUAAUGUCAUUGAGCUGGUUCAAUUCGCCUAUCAACACACACGGGCUGACGACGCUCUAAGAACAUUAGCUACAACGUAUGUUGUAUCUGUGCUUGGUCAGAUAGGCGAAAUCAGCGCUUUCCGAGAGUUGCUAGCAGAAGGUGGGGAUUUUGUUCAUGAUUUCUGGCAGAGUGUAUGGGGUUGAUGUUCGAGUAUUCGCCAAUGACCUUCGGCACCGCUAGGAUUCUAUACGCCAGUAUAAGUCAGACGGCAAACAUGGGGGUUUGAAGAGCUUUGGUUGGAGGUGUUCCUUUUGCGAUUUAUCAUUCUUCUCGUCAAGGUAGAUACACUAUCAAGGCUGGUACAUUCUUUACUAUGUGAUCUGUGGGUUAUAUGUUCCUCAUGAUUGGCGGUAGACACAAGUAUUUGAUUGGUUGAAUUGAAUGAGCCGUUGGGCAAAGACUACUUCCAG
This is a messenger RNA of Aspergillus steynii IBT 23096, 1334 nucleotides long. RefSeq lists its product as uncharacterized. The transcript is spliced from 2 exons. NCBI's taxonomy places the organism in Eukaryota, Fungi, Ascomycota, Eurotiomycetes, Eurotiales, Aspergillaceae. The record is from RefSeq and is a predicted model, not a curated record. The coding region runs from base 93 to 1067 and encodes 324 amino acids.